CUAUCCAAUUUUAUGGGAAAUGGGGGGUUCGGAUGACUGGAAAUAUAUUCGAAACAAAUUUGGUUGUGGCAAGAUGAACAGUAAGAAAUAUGGUAAGUGGUGCGACUACGAUAUAAGGAUGAAACACAGAAAAGUUUCGAGUUCAACUAAAUUAGUUGGACAACUGCUACCUUCAGAUGACAAAGGCUAUUGGAAGUUUAGAAAGGUGUCCGAGGAAUAUGACCAAUCAGGUUAUUCACCAAGUGAGAUGAGCCGAAAGCUCCUUGAACUCGCAACUCAAGAAGAAGAUACUGAAGAAUGGCGUAGAAAGUUCAAAAAAAAUGUCCCAGGAGUUGGCUGAAAAGAUGUCAAAUCAGGAAACCCSUGACAAGAAUUAUG
Exaiptasia diaphana is the source of this 378-nucleotide messenger RNA. RefSeq lists its product as uncharacterized. NCBI's taxonomy places the organism in Eukaryota, Metazoa, Cnidaria, Anthozoa, Actiniaria, Aiptasiidae. The transcript has 5 exons. The record is from RefSeq and is a predicted model, not a curated record. The coding region runs from base 20 to 340 and encodes 106 amino acids.